Molecule: messenger RNA, 1824 nt
Organism: Huiozyma naganishii CBS 8797
Lineage: Eukaryota; Fungi; Ascomycota; Saccharomycetes; Saccharomycetales; Saccharomycetaceae
Gene: UTP8
Product: Utp8p
Exons: 1
Coding region: 1-1824 (607 amino acids)
Source: RefSeq, a predicted model, not a curated record
AUGUCUGCUUCGAUAUCCCAGCCGUUCACAAUUGCCAAUGUGCCCAGACAGGCGUCGCAGACAAAAGUGCUAAUCUCCCAGCACAGUCUCACGUCAAAUGCAAACACAUUAGACGUUGCCGUCUCGAAAUAUUCCAUCUCGCAGUAUAUCAUCAACCCGACGCCAAAGCUGGUUAACAGCAAGGCCAUCCCCUCCAAUUUGACGGUCACUGCGUUUGACAACGGAGUCUACGCAACACAAUCCAACAACAAAUCGUUCUGUUUGUAUUUAGACGAGUCGCAUCAGAUACCGCUGAAAUCCGCAGUAGUGAACUGUCUUUCCGAGAAAAUACACGACGAGUCAGUGGUCACCACCGCGAUCUUACAGGAUGGUACUGUGCAAAAGUACAAGGGUGGAGAGCAGGUGUUUGCGAAGCACCUCCCAUUGAAGGAUAUCAAGCAAGUCGAGUUUAUCGAUGGACAGUACGCCUUAAUUGUCGCCGCGCAGUCCACUGCCUUGUACGAAUUAGAGAAUCUCACUGAACUGCGAGUUAGCACAACUUUACACUUUGAGCAGUUCAAACAAAUCAGACAGCACCUGGGGAAGAUCUACCAAUUUGACCUUGCGACUAACGAUUUUAAGAUAUUCGAAUUGACGACUUUAAACGAGAUUGGCGUGGUUAAUAUCCCAUUUUUGAGUGCCUCUAAGGGUGCGCCUCUCACAUUCACAGUUGUGGGGGAUAGCAGGGUUUGUCUUGCCUUGGCAAACGAGAUAUAUUUACUGGAUCUACACCUGGGCAGCGUUCUGUCUCACAACAAGUUUGCACAGUUAAAGCAAGUUGAGUUGAUUGCUGGUGCAAGGGACGGAUCCUUUGCCAUUGCCUUGAGUCACGGACCGCAGGACAACGCUGUGUCUUUAGACAUCAUCAACUUGGAACUUGGAAGCAGAAGCAUAAAAGAUUCCUUGGGGAAAGGGUUUGCUACGUUCAUGAAAGAGAGAAGAUCAGCAGAAUCACAGGUCACGCUGCGGCCAAUCCUUGACGCUGGUGACAAAACGAAGAGAAGUUUUGAUUACGCUUCCAUUCUGAAGAAACUGACCGCAGCAGCCAAGGACCCAGCCAAGUUCGACCAGAUUUUUUUCAAAGAACUUUAUAUCGUGCAGGAGUGUUACACGGAAGGGGACAGAUUCAUCAUAGACCAGAAUUUCUUAUCAGAGACCGUUGGUGUAAUUCUCAAAAAUUACAGUUUCGAGCCCUCGAGCAAGUACCCUGCAGCUUUCACCUAUCUGUUGACACAUCCACUGUUCCCAGCGGACAAAACCAGACAUUUACUUUCCAAAGUGAAGCAAAUACCUAGACUGUACAAACAGGUCAUCGUUACGUGUCCGAACUUACCGCUCGAUGAGUUGUUGACCGAGUCCUUUGUCAUUGAAAACAACGAGCUUUCCUUGGACCUCUCGCUGAAGAUUUUACAGGAUUACACCAAGGAUUCCAUCAAAAAGGAAAUGAAGGCGCUACCAAGAGUCAACGUUACAAACUUCAUCAAGUUUGUGAUUGGGAACUACAACAACUCGGAUGAAAGUUCGGUGGCCACGCCGCAAUUGUUCCAGCUGCUCUCUUUGGUGAUCGAUUCCAUAGGUCUCUUUGCCUUGGACGGCGAGUUGCUAACGGAGCUUGCAGGAUACAUAGAUAACAUGGUCAAGAUUGCAGAGAUGAACACGGAACUGUGGAACCUAUUAGAGUUUAGGACGAACAAGGCGUCUGUUGCGGGGAGUAACCGUAGUAAGUAUGUCAAGACCCAAAAGAAGGUCUUCCCACCUUACCUUGUCGACCACCUCGAAAUAUAG